UUCAGUGGUGGCAUCCGUUUGGUCGUCACAUUUCCCCUCACCAUAGAGAAGAGACCGAAGGAGAGUGGUGCAGAGCUUAAACAAAGUAACAAGGCUCCAUCUGUUCAUUCAACAACCUCUCUUUCUUUCUGUAAAUUUCUUCUACCUCAUUACCAUUAUGGAUCCCAACCCUAACUCCUUCCCAAUCCUCUCUUAUGUCAUGGCCCGCCUUCCUUCUUUCGGACCCAAAUCUUCCGACACCUCCUUCGACGUCGAGCAGCCGCCACCUCGCGCUUCGUCCGACCCCUCUUCCAGUCAAAUACCCAUCGUCUCCCAAUUACCCCACUUAACGGACCCCAAAGUCAUUGCUUCCAUGACUCGCGCCAUCUCCGACGUGGUCCAGACCCGAUCCGUCCUUCAAACCCUCGGCCCUCGUCCUGACCACGAGACCGUUGACACUGCCAGACUCAAACUCUCUGAAAUCGAAUCCAACCUCUCCAAACAGCUCGAAGAAAUUGUCCUCUCUCCCCGGCCGCCUGAAGUCGAUAGGCUUGAAUGGCGCGCGCACUUGGUGGACAAGGAACAUCAGUGUCGACAAGCAGCCGAGAAAGAGAAGAAUUUGUACAAGACGAUAUUGCAAUUGGAGGAGAUGCACGUCUCUUACGAGAAGCUGCUGAAGGCGGCGGAGCAGCGGCUGGUGAAGAUUUAUGAGAAGGCGGAGAUGGGAGAGGAGGAGGAGCUGAAAGAUAAGGAGGAAGUGGACGAGCAGUUGAAUGAAGAGGUUGUGGGAAUACUCCAAGAGGUGUCUGGAAAAGGGUUGGAAAGGAUCGAUUUGUCGAACCGGAGAUUGUUGUUCUUGCCUGAGGCGUUUGGAAGGAUUCGUGGGUUGAGAGUGCUUAAUCUCUCUAAUAAUCAGCUUGAGGUCAUUCCUGACUCAAUAGCUGGGUUAGAAAAUCUCGAGGAGCUCAAUCUUACUUCAAAUCUCUUGGAGGCAUUGCCAGAUUCCAUUGGGUUGCUACAUAACUUGAAAAUUCUAGAUGCCUCCAGCAAUAAGCUAGAGUCUUUACCUGACUCCAUUUCUUAUUGCAGGUCAUUGCUGGAGUUGGAUGUGAGCUUCAACCGUCUUACAUACUUGCCAACUAAUAUUGGAUAUGAGUUGGUGAAUCUUAAGAGGCUGUCAGUCCAGUUGAACAAGAUUCGUUCUCUUCCCACUUCUAUUGGUGAAAUGAGAUCGCUGCAGCAUCUUGAUGCUCACUUCAAUGAGCUUCAGGGCCUUCCACUUUCAAUUGGGAGAUUGACAAAUCUUGAGAUCCUCAACUUGAGCAAUAAUUUUAAUGACCUGACAGAACUCCCUGAUACGUUGGGUGAUUUGACAAACCUCAAGGAACUUGACCUCAGCAAUAACCAGAUUCAAGCUUUACCUGAUACAUUUGGGCGGCUGGAUAAUUUAACCAAAUUGAACUUGGAACAAAAUCCUCUCGUGAUCCCACCAUCAGAAAUAGUGAUGGAAGGGAUUGAAGCUGUGAAGAAUUUCAUGGCUAAGAGGUGGCUUGACAUACUGGUGGAGGAAGAAAGGAAAAGCAUGCUUGAAGUACAAGAACAAGCACAGACUGGAUGGUUGACACGAAGCACAUCCUGGAUGAAGAAUUAUGCUGCAGGUGUUUCUGAAAGUGUUUUAGGAUAUUUAAGUCCAAGAUCUCCCAAGGACGCUUACCUUGAUCAGCAGCUGUAACUUUGUGGCCCUUUGAUAUUUGGGCCGUCCCUUCCUUUCACGGCAUUGUACACAUGAGAAGAGAUUGCUGAUAUGGUUUCUUCUGGUUUUAUUGCAUAUAUUUUCAUUCUUCUUUGCUGCA
Hevea brasiliensis (rubber tree) is the source of this 1832-nucleotide messenger RNA. Its product is annotated as plant intracellular Ras-group-related LRR protein 9. The record is from RefSeq and is a predicted model, not a curated record. Bases 158 to 1711 code for a protein of 517 amino acids. The transcript is spliced from 3 exons. Lineage: Eukaryota; Viridiplantae; Streptophyta; Magnoliopsida; Malpighiales; Euphorbiaceae. Gene Ontology annotation, molecular function: protein binding.